GAAGUGCAAGUGCUGGUGCAUGUGGACAUCGAGGACGCUUGCUUUAUGAUGUCUCAAGCCGGAGUGGACACGGGACUCGGUUUUUCCAAGUUACCGGCUGUUUUUAACGAUUCGUUCCUGACGGCGCGUCUCCGGCGGCGCAGACACUCCGCCACCUCCAGGCGCAACGCGUUCCGCUCGAACAAAAUGCCCACGGCCGAGGAGAGCACCGACUACCGGGAGCGCAACUUUCCCACGCUCACAAAAACCCUCUCGUGGUCUGCAGAUGACAUUUUCUCUGAGAGCAACGCCGGCACGGAGCGGCAGAAAGCGCCCGAGCGGUGCGCGCGCUCUCCCCGCUCCAGCUCGAGCUCCCCGCCGCGCGGUACCACGCGCCACUCCGGUGAAGGCAAGCCGAGCUCCAGAGCCGCGCGCCGCAGCACCGACUCCGAGGAGGAAUGCGCGGCUAAACCGGUGACCUCCCCGUCCAAGUGGGAGCAGGAGAGGGAGGAUGAAGUGGAGACCAAAGCGGUGGCGACUUCGCCGGACGGAAGGUACCUCAAAUUUAACGUGGAGAUCGGGAGAGGAUCGUUCAAGACCGUAUAUAAAGGCUUGGAUACGGAGACCACGGUUGAGGUCGCGUGGUGCGAGCUGCAGACACGGAGGCUGACCAAGGCUGAGCGCCAGCGUUUUAGCGAGGAGGUGGAGAUGCUGAAAGGUCUGCAGCACCCCAACAUCGUUCGUUUCUACGACUCCUGGAAAUCAACAGUGAAGGGCCACAAAUGUAUCAUUCUUGUUACUGAGCUCAUGACGUCAGGAACACUGAAGACGUACCUAAAAAGAUUUAAAGAGAUGAAGCUAAAACUCCUCCAGAGAUGGUGCCACCAGAUCCUGAAAGGCCUUCACUUUCUACACACCCGAACACCUCCCAUCAUUCACCGCGACCUCAAGUGCGACAACAUUUUCAUCACUGGUCCCACCGGCUCUGUCAAGAUUGGAGAUUUGGGGCUGGCUACAUUGAAGAGUGCCUCUUUUGCCAAGAGCGUCAUCGGCACACCUGAGUUCAUGGCUCCAGAGAUGUAUGAGGAAAAGUAUGAUGAAGCUGUAGACGUUUAUGCUUUUGGGAUGUGCAUCCUAGAGAUGACCACGUCCGAAUACCCUUAUUCAGAGUGCCAAAACGCAGCUCAGAUCUACCGGAAGGUCACUAGUGGCAUGAAGCCAGACAGUUUUUUCAAAGUGAAAGUUCCCGAGCUGAAGGAGAUCAUAGAAGGCUGCAUACGCAUGAACAAGCAUGAAAGGUACACCAUACAGGACCUGUUAGAGCACCCCUUCUUCCAGGAGAACAACGGUGUGCACGUGGAGCUGGCUGAGGAGGACGACAUGGUAAAGUCUGGACUCAAGCUCUGGUUGAGGAUGGACGACACCAAGAAACUGCACGGCAAAUACAAGGACAACAAUGCCAUCGAGUUCCUGUUCGAGCUGUACAAGGACGUUCCUGAGGAGGUGGCACAGGAGAUGGUGGUGCUAGGUUUUGUCUGCGAAGCUGAUUACAAGCUGGUAGCCAAGGCCAUCCGCGAUCGAGUCAGUGCCAUCAAACGGCAGCGCGAAAAACUCCGCCGGCUAGCCGAGGAAGCACAUAGGAGGCGUCAGGAGGAGGUCAUCGAAGAAGAACCAGAAUCGGUUCCCGAUGGAGAACCUUCUGCUUCCAACCUCCCGACUCUCCAGGCUCAAGCAUCGGUGGAGAGCGGCGUGUUCAGCCCUGCUCAGACGCACCCCACCGUCACCGUGUCUGCACCGCUAGCCUCCACAGCCAGCAGCUCGAUGGACUCUGGAAUCAACGCCAGUUUCACCACAGAGCCGGAGGAGCUCGAGACGGAUCACCGGGCACACUACAAUAUCCACCACGCCUGCUACUCAUCUGCUACGUCCGACUGUGAGACUGACGGCUACCUCAGCCCCUCUGGCUUGCAGGAGCCCCUCGAAGCCCCGCCUCCUGUGACGAACCCCACCCCCACUGUGCUGGCAACCCCUAAUGAAGCAGUGCAAAUUGAAACGGCAGCAGUUGAAGCCCCGUACACCGAAGCCCCGUCCGUGCCGGGUACACCAAUCCCAGCACUCCGCUUUCCAUCGAGCAUCGCCGUAUCCCAUAAUUCAGAGCGAGCCCACUCCAGCGGCGCCAGCGGGUUCUCGUCUCCUGUCGACAGCUAUGCUUCUGAUGUAACAUCUGGUUUGAGUGAUGGGAACGAGGGCCUAACAGAGAUGAGCACCAAGGGUCCCAACAAACGCACUGGAAGUAAACUGCUCCGGAAAAAAGCCCGCUCAAGACUGCGCAUUACUGGGCUGUCGGAUAAAGUGGAUCGGGUGGUGGAGUGUCAGCUUCAGACACACAACAGUAAGAUGGUGACGUUUAAAUUCGACCUGGAUGGUGACAACGCCGAGGACAUUGCAACAGUCAUGACACACAGUGAGUUCAUCCUGCCCUCAGAGAAAGAGGGUUUCAUUCAUCGAAUGAAGGAGAUCAUCCGCCGUGCUGAGACCCUGAUGAGGAGGGAACCUCUGGAGCCACUGGGGCCCGUAGAGGCUCUCCGUCUGCCCUACCUGAGUGGAGCGGGUACACUCUCAGGCUCACAGCCAAAUCUGCACACACAGCAAGGACUGGCACGCACACACUCCUCCUCCUCCCUACCAGAUUACACUGCAGUAAGUGCGGGUCAGGUAACAUUAGGCUCCUCCCCCGGAGUGGGUGGAGACUAUUACCUCGACCCUGAUGCAGCUGUACCAGUGCGCCCCCUUCGCUCACAGUCUUUCCACACUUCAGAUUACACAGCUGCACAUGCAAAUCAUGUGACAGGAGGCACCUUCCCUGGGUUGGCCAAAGACUUGUAUUUUGACUCUGAUGCUGGACCACCAGUUCGGCCACUUCGCUCCCAGUCCUUUCACACUUCAGGUAAUGAGCAGUAUUUACAAGCGUACUGUUCUCCUCGAGCCCAUUACCCACAAUACCCCAACCCUGAAGGCAUUCCUCUCCUUCUGCCCAACCAAGUACCCACAAUGCCUCCUCAAUACCCCAACCCACCUUACAUGCCCAACUCACCCUACCCUUACCCCUACCUGGUCAACCAUGCUUCUCUUCAAGGCUCUAUCCAGCCAGCACCUAUUCCCCAAAGCCCUACCCCCAAACUUUCCCCGUAUUCUUCACCUGUAGCACAUCAACCAACUGAUAUGCAACCAGAAAACAUCCCUCUACCCCUCUCCGCUGCCCACGCCAUGCCUCCAAACGCGCCCGGCAUGUGGCCCGCCCAUUCCCAACAGCCACUCUUCUCGCUGGCCAACAUGCUCACUCUGGCCAUGAGCAUGGCACAAUCCUUCAUGCCCCCCACAAGCAUGCCAAGCAGCCUACCCCAGACAUACAUGCCUCCCAUGACACCCCAGCCUGGUUAUCCAGCCAUGUUUGGAGCUCAGCACCCAGCAACAGGGCAACAAGAAGCUCCACAAGGUCAAGAUCCAAACCAGAAAAUUGACACCACCUCACAGGCCGGAAGUGUUCCCACUGUGGUUCCAGAGAUGCCGGGACAACCCAUGCCAGACAGCCAAACUGGGAGGAGCUUGAGCCAGCAGGAAGCACAGGAAAGUGGCAGGGAGAGCGCAUCAUCAUCUUCCUCCUCGACUUCUUCUUUAUUCUCAUCAUCAUCUUCAUCCUCCUCUCUGUCCUCUUCUGGUAGCUCAAGCAGCUCACAUGAGUCCUCGAGAUCAGCCACCCCCCAAAAUACAGUAUCUGAACCCUGUAGCAAAAGUUCACCUGCUCCUAGUGUGUCGGAUACCGCUGUCGCCACAGCCAAAGAAAAACUGUCUCCCAUAUCUGAGGAGCAAAAAUCUGGCCUCAUCGUGGGGCGCUUCCAGGUCACGCCCAGUUUAGAAGCCAGCACACCUACAACUUCUGAACCCCCAGCUGCACUCCCUACUCCAAAUACAACCUCCUCCAACCUGAGCCAAUCAGCCAGCAGUUUUGAAGAGCAGCCCGAAUUGGAGACCCGCCUCAGCAAUGUCAGCUCCUCUCCUCCCAUCAAACCCGCAGAGCCUCACACGGAGUUAAACAGCGCCCCCUUUUGGAGUACAAACUCUGAGGCUAAAGAACCUGAAGCUGGGGAGGAAGAGGGAGGUGAAGAGGAGGUCAGAGAGGGUGAGAUGAUGCAGAGGAGGAUAAGCGUGAGCCUCUGGGAGGGGUUGACGGGGGCGAACGGGAUCGGGAACGUUAACCAGCCGUGGGUGAGCUACACACGCAGCGCCUCGUACGGCAGCAGCGAUGAGACUGACAGUGAUGGUGAGGACAUGUGGGAGGAGCUGCAGGAACUUCGUGAUAGACACGUGAUUGAGGUCCAGGCCCUGCAGGCUUCUCAGAAGCGAGAGAUUGAGGAGUUGUACGAGAGGAUGGGGAAGGUUCCUCCUCCAGGCAUCGUCUCUCCAGCCGCCAUGCUGUCCAGUCGUCAGAGGCGUCUCUCCAAGAGCGGAGGCUACCCCGGCUCACGCAGGAACAGCCUGCAGAGACUCGACAUACUGCCCCCUGCUGGUAUCAUGAGGAAGAAUUCGGUAAGCGGAAGCAGCAGUGGAUCUCAGGAGCGAGGAGCAAAAGGAGUCACAUUUGCACCUGACUUUGCCAGAGUGUAAUUCUCAGAAAAGCCUUUGCUCCUUACUGACUUCCUGAGCAUCCUGGCUCCGACAUCAUGGACGUGACAUUAUGAAUCGCAUGCAGACCUCAUCGUCAGUACCAGAAUGUUUGUCAGGACUGAUCGUGGAUCCCCUCCAUCAGUAAAAAGCAACACACCUUUCAAACGUUAUUUCAGUGGGGAGUGAAUAUUAUAAGAUAAAAACAGAGAGAUCUGGAUUCUUUUGUAAAUGAUUAUGCAUCGAUGCUCAGAUCUCCACCAUCAGCUGAUAAAUAAAAGAGACUGCGACAGAACAAGAUCAUGAGUGACUGUGCUCUGGUCUCUCUUCACGUAAAGGCUGCGAUCCAAUCCACAUGCCAUGUAUCUGUAUAAAUACUGCCACCUUCAGUACAGUAAUAUGUGAUUUAGGAUACAGCACAUUUCCUCCAGUCUGUGGAGACAAACAGCUGAUACAGUGUUACGAAAGCUUUACUGUGCAAAUCAGUAUGAUUCUCACAGCUGCCUGUAAAGUAGCAAACACUCUUUUACAACAGGGUUAAUCUAGAUGUACUAUAUGGCCAAAAGUAUGUGGUCGCCCCUUUGAAAUGUGGGUUUGAGUUUGGGUGUU
Molecule: messenger RNA, 5250 nt
Organism: Trichomycterus rosablanca
Lineage: Eukaryota; Metazoa; Chordata; Actinopteri; Siluriformes; Trichomycteridae
Gene: wnk4b
Product: WNK lysine deficient protein kinase 4b
Exons: 21
Coding region: 46-4644 (1532 amino acids)
Biological process (GO): intracellular signal transduction; protein phosphorylation; negative regulation of sodium ion transport
Cellular component (GO): cytoplasm; cytosol
Molecular function (GO): protein serine/threonine kinase activity; potassium channel inhibitor activity; ATP binding
Source: RefSeq, a predicted model, not a curated record